UUUUCAUUUUGAGAAAUAUUCCGAAUUUUUUCCCAAAAAGAAUUUCGCUCAAUUUAUAUUCAUUACAUCUGAUGCAUCGAUGAAUCUAACUAUAAUGUUUCGAAAAUUUUGUUUCCGUGGCCUGAAUAUUGCCUCAAAUUUAACCCCAAUCAAAUAUUCACAAACAAGAGCGUCAACUUUCUGCUUGAAAGGCAUUCAUGAGCCAGAAUAUUUGGAUUAUCUCAAGCCACAAAUCCCAUUUUAUAAUCUAAUCAAUAUUCAGAUAAAAGCUCAUGAUUUUGCAGUGUUGGAAUCAUACGGAUCAUAUCUACAUCGUUUAUCCAAUCGAUUAGGACUGGUGGUGGUAAAAUAUUGGUGUGCACCAAAUACAACGAAAAAAAUUGAAACACUUCAACAUGAAUCUUCCGUUGUUCAACAUGAAUAUGAAUUGAAUUUAUAUGAAAGAAAUAUUCAAAUUGAAAAAGUUAGUUCCCGUAUCAUGUCAUUAUUAGUGGAAGUUGUUCAUCGAUCAUUACCAGCCGGUGUUCAACUAUCUAUACAUGAACAUAAUCAUGAAUUACAUGAGAAAACACGCUAUAUCACUGAUCAUGAAUUAUUGCAAUACAAAAAAGAAUUGAAACUAUUAUUGGACAACAAAAAAGAAGAUGAAGAGGAAUUGACAAGCGGAAAAAAGAAAAAAUAAAUUUUUUAUUUAAAUUUC
Dermatophagoides farinae (American house dust mite) is the source of this 700-nucleotide messenger RNA. It is a transcript of the gene mRpL48, whose product is annotated as mitochondrial ribosomal protein L48. Lineage: Eukaryota; Metazoa; Arthropoda; Arachnida; Sarcoptiformes; Pyroglyphidae. Gene Ontology annotation, cellular component: mitochondrial ribosome. The record is from RefSeq and is a predicted model, not a curated record.